AUGUUGUGGGGAGGGAGUCCACCUGUGGAUUUCUCGUCUGAACUCGAGAAAAACAGUGAUAAUCCCCUGGAGAUCUUGAUAAUUGGGGCUUGUGAUGCCAGGCACAUCAUCAAGACCCUCUCGUCUCUGGAGAGAACGUCGACACGAGUGAGGUUUCACGCCAUGGAGGCGACCCUCGAGGACAUUGCGAGGUCUAUUCUUCUUAUUAACAUCUCGUUAGAGAAAAAAUUGGGGUUUCAGGAAGCAAGUCGAUAUUUUCUCGAAGUCCUGGGAAAUACCCUGAUCACCCCAGGAACAGCGAAAUAUCUAAUUAAAACGAUAAAGCGAUUGAUUGACGUAAUUACCCAGACGUACCCCUGUCCCUGGUUGAGUCUGGAGGGGUUAAAGUACAGGGACAGAGAUGGUAUCGAGGCAAUCUUCAAGUUUUGGGUGAGAGCUCUCUGCGAAGGUGUUCCCAUCGUCGAGUACUGGGACAAGAGGGUCCGAGACUCUCUGAAGACCCGUUACGACUAUCGGGAUGGGGUCUUCGACUGGGAUUACCACAUGGUGCUCAUGUCGACGGGGCUGAAGUACCUGACGAUUCGGGAGUACAAAUUCUGGAGGAGUAACGGCGUUGCUUUCACGUGGAUCGAGACCGAUCCCACGAGGAGUAAUCCCACUUUGCUGAGUGGAAUUCAUGCUGUGGGACAGGGGUUCAUUCAUUACGCGUACAAGGGGGAUAUCAGAAAUGGGCCCUAUUUCACGUGGUCACUGGAUGAUCUCAACAGAAAUCCCAAGCUGAGGGCCACUGACGUGGCCGAGGGUCAGGUCCUCAAAGCGAUUUAUCAGAUUAGAAACAGGGAAGAGUGCCCAGACAAUUUUAUCGCUGCCCACAGGGAUGAAUCCCUCGUUCACGCGACUCUAAUGGCUCAAAUGCCGGAUUCUGGGGCGGAGUACGAGUCCUGGGAGUACAGAGAUUAUUCCAAGAGGGGGGAGGAAGAUUGCCCCUGGGUCGACAUCUCAGAUAACAUCGUGAACUUCAACCCUGCGUGGUACAUAGAAAAAUACAAAAAUAAACCAGAGUUCAACGAGAAGUUCGACAUCACCUUCAUAGCGAAUAACAUCACGAAUCAAAUUCCCAACAUAAUUCCCUGGGUGAAAAGAAAAGGACUCGUUAUGAUCGAGUCUCGACAAUUCAUGACAGAACUGUCCAAGGAAGACCACGAGAAAUUUUCCAACGAUCUGAAACAAUUAACUGAAGCCUCUAAAUUAAAACAAAUCGAACCCAUCGUCGAACCUCUCGAGAACAUCCUGCGAUACACCAAAGAUUGAAAUAAAAUUGAACAAAGAAUAAAAUGAGAAAUAAUUUUAAUUCUACAAACGACAAGUGAUGUAAUCGUAAUAAGCAAUAUACUAUAUUAAAAACGUGA
Diachasma alloeum is the source of this 1409-nucleotide messenger RNA. It is a transcript of the gene Dnaaf3, whose product is annotated as dynein assembly factor 3, axonemal homolog. Bases 1 to 1311 code for a protein of 436 amino acids. NCBI's taxonomy places the organism in Eukaryota, Metazoa, Arthropoda, Insecta, Hymenoptera, Braconidae. The transcript is spliced from 5 exons. The record is from RefSeq and is a predicted model, not a curated record. Gene Ontology annotation, biological process: axonemal dynein complex assembly; motile cilium assembly.